GAAGUCUUCUUCCAGACUACUCCGAAAACAUGAGUCUCUCUGACAAGGACAAGAACACCGUCAAAGCUUUCUGGGCCAAGGUCGCCCCUAAGGCUGCAGAGGUCGGUGCUGAUGCUCUCUUCAGGAUGCUGACUGUUUACCCGCAGACUAAGACCUAUUUUUCCCACUGGAGUGACUUGAGCAAAGGGUCUCCUCAGGUGAAGAACCACGGAAAGACUGUUAUGACUGGCGUGGAAGAAGCUGUCAACAAAAUCGAUGAUCUGACCAAUGGGUUGAUUAGCCUAAGCGAGCUGCACGCUUUCCAGCUGCGUAUUGACCCGGCCAACUUCAAGAUCCUAGCCCACAACGUGCUCGUUGUAUUGGCCACCAUGUUCCCCGCUGAAUUUACCCCUGAGGUCCACGUGUGUAUGGAUAAGUUCCUCGCUGCCGUUGCCCUGGGUCUCUCUGAGAAGUACCGAUAAGAAGCUCUGCAGGCAACAGAUGGACAUCCACAUGCAUCAGUCCUCUAGAUCUAGUCAAUGUCUUUGAUUGAUCUAAAUAAAAGCCAAAAAUAAUUUUGGCAUUGGAAACAA
Messenger RNA from Tachysurus vachellii, 572 nucleotides. RefSeq names its product hemoglobin embryonic subunit alpha-like. Bases 30 to 461 code for a protein of 143 amino acids. Gene Ontology annotation, molecular function: haptoglobin binding; organic acid binding; oxygen carrier activity. NCBI's taxonomy places the organism in Eukaryota, Metazoa, Chordata, Actinopteri, Siluriformes, Bagridae. The record is from RefSeq and is a predicted model, not a curated record. Gene Ontology annotation, biological process: oxygen transport; hydrogen peroxide catabolic process. Gene Ontology annotation, cellular component: haptoglobin-hemoglobin complex; blood microparticle; hemoglobin complex. The transcript has 3 exons.